AUGCACGUACAACGGAGCUACACAAAUCCUAUCACACCUAACAUCCUCCCAGCCAUGCAACUCGCCCUCGAAAUCCUCGGCUACCCAACCUACCACAUGACCUCCAUGAUCCGCGACAUGCCCGACGCAGAUAUGUGGAUCGAAGCACACGACGCCAAAUUCUUCCCCAAGUCUGGCGCACCGAAGCUCGACCGCGUGUUCUGGGACAAACUCCUCGGCCACGUCUCUGCGACCACCGAUCUGCCUUGCGCAGCCUUCCACGAAGAGCUCCUAGCAGCAUAUCCGGAUGUGAAAUGCGUGCUUGUGGAGAGAGGAGUAGAGUCGUGGUAUAAAAGCUGGCAUGAUGUCCAGAUUGCGAAUUACGAUAGUUAUAUCUUUCCGUUUGUAGCUUACCUAGAUCCGGAUCUGAUCGGGAAAAUGUGGACGGUAGCGACGGACUGUGUACUGAAGGGUUUUGUGGGCGGGCAUAGCAAAAGGGAACUAGAGGAGAAGAGCCGGGACGCGUACAGAGCGCAUAAUCAAGCUGUGAAGCAUCAUGUGCCGAGGGCGCAGUUGCUGCUUUAUAAGCUUGGGAGUGGCUGGGAGCCGUUGUGUGAGUUCUUGGGCAAGCCGGUGCCGGAUGUGCCAUUUCCACGGGUGAACGAGACGGAAAUGGUGAAUGAGUAUGUGCAGGUCUUGAUCGGCAUGGGCUUCAAGCGGUUCCUGACGAGGUGGACUACGCUUGCAAGUGCAUCUGCAGUGGUGCUUGCAGGCGCUGGCUUCGCAUGGUGGAGCAGAUGA
Molecule: messenger RNA, 780 nt
Organism: Recurvomyces mirabilis
Lineage: Eukaryota; Fungi; Ascomycota; Dothideomycetes; Mycosphaerellales; Teratosphaeriaceae
Exons: 1
Coding region: 1-780 (259 amino acids)
Source: RefSeq, a predicted model, not a curated record